This is a messenger RNA of Drosophila erecta, 2015 nucleotides long. It is a transcript of the gene Pop2, whose product is annotated as CCR4-NOT transcription complex subunit 7. The coding region runs from base 694 to 1575 and encodes 293 amino acids. Gene Ontology annotation, molecular function: nucleic acid binding; poly(A)-specific ribonuclease activity. Lineage: Eukaryota; Metazoa; Arthropoda; Insecta; Diptera; Drosophilidae. The record is from RefSeq and is a predicted model, not a curated record. The transcript has 5 exons. Gene Ontology annotation, cellular component: CCR4-NOT complex; CCR4-NOT core complex; P-body.
AUUUCUAAUCACAUAUGCAUAUGCACAAAACUCAAAAUUCCAAAACAUAGGCCACUAUAGUGGCAAAACUAUCGAUAUUUGAAGUAAUUACACGUUUUCCAGCUCUGGAAUCCAAAGACGAACGUUUACCCACACUGCCGCAAUCGCGAACAUUUUUUAUUAUGGCACUUGCGCGGCUCACAAACAAAAUUCGCUGAUAAAAACCCAUUGGAAGUCAUUUCCGUACGCCGAGGACUCAGCCAAUUUAAGUGUCCGGUUAAAAAGAUCGCUGCACAGGAAGCGGAACUGCCCUGAAAAAUAUAUUUUUCCCGCCGCUUUCUAUCCCAUCACCCCCGCAAAACAAGGGACGCCGAUCGAAACAUUUAGUUUGUGCAAGUAGCUGAAACCCACACGGUCGGCCAUCAAAUAUUAUGAAAUGGCAUCAGCUUUAAAUACCUUGCCUAGUGUUAUCUGAAAGUGUGUUAAUAAAUGCGAUACAAUCUAGACAUAAUAGUGUGUCCUGUGAGGGCAGAUUGAAUUGUACAUAUUCCGACACUCUUGCAUUUGAUCAGGAGCAUUGAUCCCCCGAAUCAGAGCUUAAGACUAUUCACCCACGUGGAACUUGUUGCUUGAGGCUUGGUUGUAGGUCAGUGCGAAGAGGUGGCUGAUCCGGCGGCGAAAGGUGCGCACCAGGCGACGUCCGGCGACGAUACAAUGCCAUCGGCCAUGAGUGGCGCGGCACAUGCCCACAUACCCAGCAACGAGGAGUGCGGCAUCCGCGACGUGUGGAAGCAUAACCUGGAGGAGGAGUUCCGCACCAUUCGGAAAGUGGUGCAGAAGUACCACUAUGUGGCCAUGGACACCGAGUUUCCGGGCGUGGUAGCACGACCCGUCGGCGAGUUCCGCUCCACGGCGGACUAUCAUUAUCAGCUGUUGCGCUGCAAUGUCGACCUGCUGCGGAUCAUCCAAUUGGGCCUGACCUUCAUGGACGACGAUGGAAAGACACCACCCGGCUACUCCACCUGGCAGUUCAACUUCAAGUUUAACCUGAGCGAGGACAUGUAUGCGCAGGACUCAAUCGAUCUGCUGCAGAAUUCCGGAAUUCAGUUCAAGAAGCACGAGGAGGAUGGCAUCGAUCCCAUCGACUUUGCCGAGCUGCUCAUGAGCUCCGGCAUCGUGCUGGUGGACAACAUCAAGUGGCUGUGCUUCCACUCCGGCUACGAUUUUGGCUACCUUCUAAAGCUGCUCACCGAUCAGAACCUGCCCUCGGACGAGGGUGAAUUUUUCGAGCUGCUUCACAUCUAUUUUCCCAACAUCUUCGACAUCAAGUAUCUGAUGAAGUCGUGCAAGAACCUGAAGGGCGGUCUGCAGGAGGUGGCCGAUCAGCUGGAACUGCGGCGCGUGGGCCCCCAGCAUCAGGCCGGCUCGGAUGCAUUGCUGACGGGCAUGGCCUUCUUCAAAAUGCGUGAGAUGUUCUUUGAGGACAAUAUCGACCACGCGAAGUACUCCGGACACCUGUACGGCCUGGGCACCUCCUUCAUCGUCAACGGCACCAACUUCCACGAGAGCAACGGCGAGACGAACAGCGCCUCAUGAUUCGUACUAAUGGGGAACGUGGUCGUGCACGACAGAAAGUUCGAUCAGGAGGAUACACCGGGUCCGUCGGCGUCUGUGCAGGCCACGCCACCUGGCCAACUGCUCCUAGCCGCAACCACACCUUUACAGUAAUCUGUCAUUAGUCACAGAUCGCUCCCAUUUAUUAACAAUUGCCCCGUUGGCCAUAAAGCUACUUUCUUGAUGUUCCCGCGCAAGUUCAGAUGAAACCCAACCAUUCAAUACAACAACAUGGCAUAAACUAAUUGUAAAUCGCAAAGAUAUGAGAAACCUGCAAAACAAAAAUAGAUUCAAUUUCAAAUUCUGCAUGUCUUAAAUGUGUUACGAAUACAAAACUAAGUAAUACUAAGCUAAUACUGUAAGCCCAUGGGCGAAACAUAGAAUAUUGUGUAUUUGUAAAAACAACAAGAAAACAAUAUAUU